Empidonax traillii (willow flycatcher) is the source of this 1432-nucleotide messenger RNA. RefSeq names its product collectrin, amino acid transport regulator (gene CLTRN). The record is from RefSeq and is a predicted model, not a curated record. The coding region runs from base 82 to 762 and encodes 226 amino acids. NCBI's taxonomy places the organism in Eukaryota, Metazoa, Chordata, Aves, Passeriformes, Tyrannidae. The transcript is spliced from 6 exons.
AUCCUGGGUCACAGAAAGUUUAAGAGUGCUUUACAGGGGAGACUCGACUCCUUUUUGCCUCAACAUUUCCAUGCUGACGGGAUGUUACGGGCUUUGCUGCUUAUACUCUCUGUAGUUGCCAUUGCUCAUGCUGAGCUCUGCAAGCCAGAUGCACAGAAUGCUUUCAAAGUACGGAUUAGCAUCAAAAAAGCUUUGGGAGAUAAUGCAUAUGCCUGGGAUGCUAAUGAAGAGUACCUCUUCAAAGCAAUGGUGGCUUUUGCAAUGAGAAGAUAUUCCAGCAAGAGCACAACUCAAAUUUCCAACGUGCUGCUCUGCAAUGUGACAGACCGUGUGUCGUUUUGGUUUGUGGUCACAGAUUCUUCCAAAAAUGUGACAACUGUUCCUGGAAGUGUGGUAGAGGCAGCCAUCAGGAUGAACCGGAACAGAAUCAACAGUGCCUUUCUACUGAGUGACAAAACACUGCAGUUCCUGAAGAUAACCUCAACCUUAUCACCUCCUGUUGAACCCUCUACGCCUGUCUGGCUUAUUGUAUUUGGUGUUGUUCUUUGUCUCAUUGUGGCUGGGAUUGUUUUCCUCGUUGUUUCAGGGAUUCAGAAACGCAAGAAAAAGAAUAAAGAGUCAACAGAGCGAGAAAAUUUAGAAGAGAAAGUUGAAGUGACAGUAACAUUAGAAAAUGGGCUGCCUUGUGAAGUGCUGGAUUUAAAACCAGGCCACAUUAAUGGUGUCUUUGCAGCAGAUGAUGAACGGUUCACAUCCUUAUGAAAUGCUGCCAUUGCUAUCUGGUCGUUUUCCGAGAGACUCCUGUGCCUACCUUAUCUCGACACUACUCCUGAAUGUCAAAUGUGAAGACAAGAAAAACAUCCUUUAAUUUAAUUUCCCUGGAGAGAACCUUUUGCUGAUAACACAUACACUUGAACUUCCAUUACAAAGCUUUUGUUCAUGAACAACGCAAAUGAGAAGGCCUCAGAUAAUAUCCAGAAAAGAUUUCCAGAAGAUGUGUGACAGAACAGGGCUCAAACCUGCCAUGUGUCAGGCAUUUAAUAUUUAAUGAUUAUUUAAAUAUGUCCGUUGCUUUUUGUCCCUGAUGUAAAUGUGAAACUGCAUUAUUCCUGAAUGUCACUGGGGAGAUCAUCUAUCAUUGUCAAUUCUUGAUGGGUUUUCUUUCAAGCCAUAUGCAAAAGUUUCUCUGUAAAAGUACUUUUGUUUUCUGAUAUGUAGUAUGCCUUUGAAUGGAACAGUGAUCAGUGCAUGAAAGUUUUCAUUUAUUGAGAAACAAAAAAGUGAGCUCUCACAGCCUCUGUGAGACCAGGUCAAAAAGCAUGUGGGGCAUCUGUAGCUUUGAGGAUAGCAAACAUCUGCUACUAGAAGUGUUUUUCACUUAAUGAAGUCAUAGAAUAGAUAACCUGGAAAUUAAAGCUUCCAAACUCUAAAA